Molecule: messenger RNA, 2148 nt
Organism: Scaptodrosophila lebanonensis
Lineage: Eukaryota; Metazoa; Arthropoda; Insecta; Diptera; Drosophilidae
Product: protein PTCD3 homolog, mitochondrial
Exons: 2
Coding region: 111-2057 (648 amino acids)
Biological process (GO): mitochondrial translation
Cellular component (GO): mitochondrion
Molecular function (GO): ribosomal small subunit binding; protein binding; rRNA binding
Source: RefSeq, a predicted model, not a curated record
GUAAGCAAGGUACGGCCACUUUUCCUGUUUCCAUGCGUUAAAACUGAAGUUGAGGAAUCAAGGAAUUAUAACUGAAACUACAACAGAUAUAGGACCUCAACACAUUGACCAUGUACCUUUCGCGCCAGUUGAGACAGCUGCCCAAGUCUACCAUCGUGCGUGGACUCGCGUGCCGCAAGCAUUACACAACCAAUUCUGCGGAAGAGCGGAUCGAAAUACCCAAGCGGAUAGAGCGCUCGCCCACAGACAUACUGCAAGCCCUAGCCAGCACUGUGGGCCGCGAUCCAACCGCCCCGCACUACAAAUACCAUGACGAUCCCUACUUGAUACCCAUGUCCAAUGCAGCGAAGCGUACAUUCGCCAUGUCACAAGAAGCAGGACGAAAAGCAGCUAGCUGGAUCAAGGAGGAACACCGAGAACUUUUUAUGCAUGAAGAAGCCCAGCCUCCGAUUGAGAAGUUCGCACCAAACGUAAUCUACAAUGAGAAUUCGGAAGUGGAUGCGAGCACUCUGGAGCAACUUAUUGCUCAGGGAGAACUAUCGGACGCAGUUUUGGUAUACAAUGUGAUGGAAGAGAAGGGCAUGGAAAUCAGUGAGUCGCUGAAGCAGAGCCUGCUAGAGCUCGUCUGCUUUUACAACAAUCAGGAGCCUCUGGAAGAAGAAUAUAUAGAAGAGCGCUGGUUCAUGGAGAACAGUCGGCGACGCGAACGUCAUGGCAAGACUUGGAAGGACGGUGAUUUAGCUGAGAAACUUUUUGCUGCCAUCGAACCAAAGACCCCGCAGUCUUAUGCGGCCCUUAUUCGUGGCAUGGCAAAAUAUCACCAGUGUGAACGCGCUUACGCACUGUUUCAAGAAGCUGGCGAAAAGCGAUUGGAACUAGAUGCAAACACUUUCAAUGCCAUCAUCAGCAUUGCUAAUUUUCUAAAGGAAACAGCAGAUCAGCGGUGGCAGUUGUGCGCCCAAUUACUCCAGCAAAUGUCGGAACAACAAAUCCGCCCCAAUCUGGGAACAUUGAAUGCAUUGCUGGGUUGCAUUAGCACCUUUGGCAACUUUAAAAUGGCACGCAGUCAUGCCUUGAGGGUUCUCAGCGAGUUUAAGAAACUGGGCGUGAGCCCUAGCUUGGGCACAUAUUAUUAUCUGCUUAUCAUAUUUUGCCGCGACCGCGGACCAGUGUCACACGUGAUUGUGGACAUUUUAAAUGAUAUUGCCGGAAAAGAGUUUAGCAUUGCACAUCCAAAAGACACCUUUUUCUUUGCCACUGCGAUGGACGUGUGCCGUAAUCACUUGCACGAUAAAUCACUGGCUAAAAAGGUCGACGAGCUACUACACUUUGGCAAGAACUACGAUCUGAUAGGUGACUCUUUCAAAGAGUCGAUCUACUAUCGUAAUUAUUUAGCGCUGCUCUGUCAGACUGAGGCCAUCGAGGACUUUAUGCGUACCUACGAUUUGUUAGUGCCCAACAUUUACAUUCCUGAACCGGGCAUCAUGGAAGAAAUACUAAAGGCAAUUGAGAUCAAUGCUGCGGCGGAACAUGUUCCUCGAAUGUGGUCUGAUAUGGUCAUCUUCGAUCUCACGCAGCGUGAAAGUCUGUUGCUAAUUCUCCUGCGCAUUAUGAUCGAGAAUCGUCCAAAAGAGAAUACAGAACAGCAGCAAUUGCCUGCCCAAUUCGCCUCAGUGGCUUUGGACAUGUACAAAAAAAUUGAAGAGUCUUCACAUCGCAUCAAAAAGGUCUCAUUCACUGGCCAAAUGCUGGGCGACAUUCUGACGCUGCUGGUCCGCGGCGAUAAUUUCGAGAAGGCUUCCGAAGUGUUUACAUACAUUGACAAAAACCAACAUCGCAUACCUGGAACGCCCGCCGAGACCGCCUUACAGGAAUUCGUGGAUGCGUGUGUACUGAACAAAUCACCUAGUCAGUCGCUCAUUGCACUGCAAUAUGUUGUGGAAAAUAACAUGGAAUCCAUUACACUAGCAAAACGUAUUAAUGGUGGAUUCACACUCAACGAGGGGCACUUGGCCAAGCUGAAGUCGCUGGUCGGCGACAGUUUUCUAGACAAAUGAGUUUUAUACAGCUACACAAUACAUACAUACGUUUAAUAUUGCAAUAUUUGUUGUACAUCUAAAUAAAUUCCUACACAUCCACAAGAUGCAA